This is a messenger RNA of Lagenorhynchus albirostris (white-beaked dolphin), 484 nucleotides long. Its product is annotated as small ubiquitin-related modifier 1-like. Gene Ontology annotation, cellular component: nucleus; PML body. The record is from RefSeq and is a predicted model, not a curated record. The transcript is spliced from 2 exons. Gene Ontology annotation, biological process: protein sumoylation. Gene Ontology annotation, molecular function: protein tag activity; ubiquitin-like protein ligase binding. Bases 80 to 484 code for a protein of 134 amino acids. NCBI's taxonomy places the organism in Eukaryota, Metazoa, Chordata, Mammalia, Artiodactyla, Delphinidae.
GAUUUGUAAAUCCUAGAGCAAGGUUCUGCCUACCCGAGGCCACUGCUGGGUGGAGACCCUGGGGGAAGCCACUGUCACCAUGUCUGACCAGGAGGCAAAACCUUCAACUGAGGACUUGGGGGAUAAGAAGGAAGGAGAGAACACUAAACUCAAAGUCAUCAGACAGGAUAGCAGUGAGAUUCACUUCAAGGUGAAAAUGAUGACGCAUCACAAGAAACUCAAAGAAUCAUACUGUCAAAGGCAGGGAGUUCCCAUGAAUUCACUCAGGUUUCUCUUUGAAGGUCAGAGAAUUGCUGACACUCACACUCCAAAAGAACUGGGAAUGGAGGAAGAAGAUGUGAUUGAAGUUUAUCAGAAACAAAUAGGGGCAUUCAAUGGGUCUGGACCAAAAGAACAGGAAUAUCAGGUUGGAGUCAAGAUGACAGAGGUGGUGAGAAUAAUGACUAACUCCAAAGAUGGCUUCACUGCAGAGAAAGCAUUUUAA